AUGGCGUCGACGUCCGCGUCGUCCGCGCGGAUCGGACGCCAUCCCGGCGGCGGCGCGGCGGCGGCGCGGCCCACGGUCUGCGAUCGCGCGCGUCGCGUCCCGCGCCGCGCGACGGCGUCGCCCGCGCGCCGAUCGUCGCUUACCCGCCACCCUCGAACGCGAUCGCGCCUCCGCGCGGUCCCUCCGUCCGACGACGCGCCCGCCGACCCGGAGGACCCCGCGAGCUCGAGCGCGGCGUUCGGCGGCGCGCUCGCGGGCGGACUCGCGGACGCGCUCGCGGACGACGCGUCCGAGGACGACGUCGUGAACGCGCUCGGGAUGCGCGCGAACCUCCUGGGCGACGCGCGAGAGACGGAGGCGAAGCGCCAGGCGAUGGCGAACCUCGCGAUGCUCAUGUCGUCCGGGAACGCGGGCGCGCUGAACAGCAUCGCGCCGGAUCUCCUCCCUCUACUCCUCCGGUUGCCGUCCACGGCGGGCAACGUCGACGCGCUGACGCGGUGCGCGGAGGGCAUCAGCGCGUGGAAGGCGUCGCUGAGUAGAGGAUUGCUCCCGGGCUCAGAGAUUGCGUGGCCGGACGACGUCGUGUUCCGCGAGGCGCUCGUGGAGGCGCUCGGGGAUCUGGACAUGGCGCGGUUCACGCGGCAGUUCCCGCCCGUGUUGGACACGCUGAUGAAGAACAUCCUGGACGUGCUGUACGUCUACGAGCAGAACCGCGUGGACGAUGGAGAGGACGACUCGGAUCAGCCGUCGACGGACGCGGACGGCGGCGGGAGCGACGAAGACGGCGCGAGCGGGGACCCGGAGGACGACGACGACCCCGCGGGCGCCGGCGGCGGCGGGAACGGCGAGGAGUCCCAGGACGAUCAGGACAGCCAAGGCAGCGGCGGAUCAGGCGGCGGGAGCGACGACGGCGGGGGAGACGUCGGCAACCAGACGGCGGUGGACGACAUCGACUUCUCGAUGGAGGGAGACGACGCCGGAGAGGACGAGAAGGACGCCGCGAGAGAGGCUGCGAGGGAGGCUGCGAAGGCGGCGAACAAGGAGAUGGUCGAGAAGCUCAUGGAGGACUUCAAGGAGCAGUGGGAGCCCGCGGUGGAUAAGCUGGAUAAGGCGGCGAAGGCGUUCGAGGGGUUGAACUUGGACGAUCUCGCGGAGGGACCCGAGGGGUUCGACGUCACGAAGGGGCUGUGGCAGCAGACCGGGUGGACGGAGCUCGAUUCGCUCCGACGGAAGCUCGAGGAGCUCCGCGAGCUGAGAGACCUCGUGCGCAGCUUGGGCCGAGGCAGCGGCAGAGGCCCGCUGCGCCGCGCGCCGAGGCAGCGCGAGCGUCGCGGCGCGCCCGUCGGUUUGGUCAGAAGCGCGCUCGAUCCCGAGGAGACCAACGGGCUCUGCCGCAGCGACGACAUCUCGAGGAUGCUCCCGUCCGAGAUGGCGCUCAUCGCGAACGGGUCGCGACCGGCGCGGCUGCUGCACUUCGCGCGUCGAAUGGAGCGCACGCUGCUAUCGUACGAACGCGUGGGGUGGUCGGAGGAGCCGGCGGUGACGACGGAGGGCACCGAAAUUCGACCGGCGGCGGAGUGCGGCCCGAUCAUCCUCUGCCUCGACACCUCCGGGAGCAUGAUGGGCGCGCGCGAGACGGUCGCGAAAGCAAUGGUGCUCGAGUGCAUGCGUCAGGCGAAGACGCAGCAGCGGCAGUGCUAUCUGUACUCGUUCAGCGGGCCCGGGGACUGCCAGGAGCUCGAGCUGAAGGUCACGGGGAAGGGCGUGUCCAAGCUGCUCGAGUUUUUAUCCGGGUCGUUCCACGGCGGCACGGACGUGGACGAACCGUUCAUCCGCGCGCUCGAUCGCUUGGGCGAGGAAGAGUGGCAGAACGCGGAUAUUCUGCUCGUGACCGACGGCGAGAUUCGACCGCCGACGGAGGAGGUGGUCGUCGGGCUGGACGACGCCAAGGAAAAGUUGGACUUGAAGGUGCACGCGCUGCUGGUGGGGGAGCCGGGCGCGGGCGCGGGCGUCGUGGAGGAGCUGUGCACGCACACGCACACGUUCAAGUCGUGGAGCAAGGUGGGAGGGAGGCGGCCGUGA
Molecule: messenger RNA, 2082 nt
Organism: Micromonas pusilla CCMP1545
Lineage: Eukaryota; Viridiplantae; Chlorophyta; Mamiellophyceae; Mamiellales; Mamiellaceae
Exons: 2
Coding region: 1-2082 (693 amino acids)
Biological process (GO): positive regulation of ATP-dependent activity
Cellular component (GO): cytosol
Source: RefSeq, a predicted model, not a curated record